This is a messenger RNA of Dromiciops gliroides (monito del monte), 734 nucleotides long. It is a transcript of the gene CDC26, whose product is annotated as cell division cycle 26. NCBI's taxonomy places the organism in Eukaryota, Metazoa, Chordata, Mammalia, Microbiotheria, Microbiotheriidae. The record is from RefSeq and is a predicted model, not a curated record. Gene Ontology annotation, cellular component: anaphase-promoting complex. Bases 243 to 500 code for a protein of 85 amino acids. The transcript has 3 exons. Gene Ontology annotation, biological process: anaphase-promoting complex-dependent catabolic process; regulation of mitotic cell cycle; protein K11-linked ubiquitination.
GUGCAGUCGAGUUUACUGUAGGUUGGUAGGUGGCGGGAAAGGCAGAGUGGAACCAACUGGCUGCGGUAGGGUUCUGAGAAGUCGGUUUCACCCCCGUACUGGGCUGAACCGAGCUGAGCCGCGCCGCGCCGGGGGGAGAGAGAUCAAUCACCACCAGACAGAGUAUGUUUUCCUGAAGUCUCUUCCUUCUCCCUAAAUUUUGACAACUCGGUAGAUUAGGAUUGUAGGCGUUAUUAACCAGAAUGCUCCGCCGAAAACCCACUCGUCUAGAGCUGAAGCUAGAUGACAUUGAGGAAUUUGAGAGUAUCCGAAAGGAUCUGGAGACCCGUAAAAAACAGAGGGAAGAUGUGGACGUGGUGGGAGCCAGUGAUGGGGAAGGAGCUAUUGGCCUGAGCAGUGACCACAAGACCCGAGAACAAAUGAUCAAUGACCGAAUUGGUUAUAAACCUCAGCCCAAAGCCAAUAAUCGUUCAUCUCAGUUUGGAAGCUUUGAGGUUUAGAGCUUAUAGAUAAAUUAUCCUGUGUUCCUGCCUUUAAAAAAGCAAUGAUAUGGAGGCAAAAGUUAAAAUACCAUUUAGAGAACUGAGUACUUGAAGACUACCAAAAUCUUUUGCCUUCAGGAAAUCUUUUUGAGGCUUAACUUCUUUAUUCCGGAAAAAUUUGAAUUCUAGUUGGUAUCUGGAACAUUUUCAUCUUCCUCUCCAGAGAACUUGUAUUUUGUUUUUAAAAAUAAA